AUGGAGGUAGUGAGAGCCAACCUUCCCCUUCAUGUAUACCGUUACAUCGAUAUUACUGUGGAACGAAUCAGACAUUUAGAGGAAUUAAGAAUUUGCUCCUUAGGUGUCAUUGUGAGACUCGUCCAAGUGGAAGAUACGAACACACCCGAAAUAAUACGGUUUCUUCUUGAAACCCAAACAUUUCCUAUAUGCCUUCGCUGCAUUGAUGUAGGCAGUGAACUCGCCAAAAAGGGGGCAGCGUUUGUAGUUACUCAAAUUCUUAUGUCAAAAGAUGGGCAACAAUACAUUGGUAUGUUCCCGAACCGGUUUUAUGGAGUAGCUGUGGUCUUGAGAAAAACUGUAGACCGGUUUGGGAGAAACCAACCUAAUUCAGAAUUGUUGAAGCAGAUCUUAAACUGCUACAUGCAGUUGGUUGAAGUAUCUAGACUUUUCAGUUCGGAGAUCAAGAGCUUAGAAGUAUUGCUCAUCGAGUGCUCGUGA
Lactuca virosa is the source of this 480-nucleotide messenger RNA. NCBI's taxonomy places the organism in Eukaryota, Viridiplantae, Streptophyta, Magnoliopsida, Asterales, Asteraceae. The record is from the annotation of a GenBank genome assembly.